UCAAAUGGUUUGCUUGGUCAGUCAAUGCCCUCUAACUUGGAACUUGAUGGGUCAGUCAAUGCCAAAGUCAAUGGAAUCACAGUUGGGAAUACGAAGCUUCACAUUGAACAAGAAUAUGUUCUCCUUUAUCUUCACCAAGCUUUUAAUUGGUUUCUUUGCAUCAGUGAACUUCACCAAUUACAAACGAUAUCCAAAGAAGCUGUGGGAGGGGAGGGGCUUGUUUUAUUAUAUAGUCAGAUCACUAAUACAAAGACAAUUGUCACGGGAGCAGGAGAUGAAACACCUAGGUUUUGGAAUGUGUUUCCUUCCCCUAAAUCUCAGUGGCUCAAAGCGCUACUCAAAGAUUGAUAGAAGCUAAGUAUUGACCAAAACAAUUUUACAAGAUUUUGCUUCUUCUAUACAUGGAAGUUAGCUUUGGACAGCUAGAUCAC
This is a messenger RNA of Rosa chinensis, 431 nucleotides long. RefSeq lists its product as uncharacterized. Bases 25 to 348 code for a protein of 107 amino acids. The transcript has 4 exons. The record is from RefSeq and is a predicted model, not a curated record. NCBI's taxonomy places the organism in Eukaryota, Viridiplantae, Streptophyta, Magnoliopsida, Rosales, Rosaceae.